Molecule: messenger RNA, 555 nt
Organism: Rotaria sp. Silwood2
Lineage: Eukaryota; Metazoa; Rotifera; Eurotatoria; Philodinida; Philodinidae
Source: the annotation of a GenBank genome assembly
AUGAUUACUAUCGAUUUAAAUAAUUUACCUGAUGAAGUUCUUUUCUACUCAAACGAUCAAUUUUACAAGUUCAUUGAAGAUUGUUUAGGUGUCGAUGAAAUGAACUUAUUGAAAAUACAAUCAAUUAAAAACAUCGGAAUACUGCUAAACGUACCGGACGUUUUUGCUAUACUUAGUGUGAAUUGUAAAGAACUUGUUGAUCUUAGAAAUAGUAUUUGUUUUGUCGAUGAAGAUAAUAACAAUAUUAUUAUUAAAUCAGGAAUCAAAGCUGGUAUGAACAGUGUGAUAACAACACUUCAAGAGAAAAACAGCAAGUAUAUUAAACAAACAAAAAACUCCAAAUCAUCAUCAUCAUCAUUAUCAUUAUCCUAUACAACAAAUCAUCUUCAUUCGAGUACAUCUUUGUCAAGUGCACUAAUUUCUGAUUCUAUCGAUUCGUCAUUAACAUCAACACCAACAACAGCACUGAAUUUAAUGCCGAUCAAUCAUUACAUCGAUAUAAUUUCAGGCCGCAUAGGAAAAUUUUCUAUCAACACUUUUAAAAACGUUAUUUAA